UAAUUUAUUUCAUUUAAAACAAUAAGGAAAAAAAUUAUGUAAAGUUCUGAUCAAGUUUGAAAUGAUCAUCAGGAUGCCGGCCUAUCAACCAAUCAAAGAGGGGAUCGUCGGGGAGCAUUAAGCAUUCAGGAAUUAUUGUUUAUUUGAUGAACUUGUCAUUGUCAUGCCAGCCGGUGCGAAGGGGUCUAAAUAAUCAGCUGAUCCGCUAAGAAUUUCAGUUUCAUUUCAUAUUUAGUAAGCUUAGCCAGAACAAGCUUUUUUCCUGAAAAUAUUUUGGAAAACUUGGAAGCUUGCGAAAAAUAUGGAACAAAUCUUUAAAUUUGUUGAUGAACAUCAGAAAGAUUAUAUUAAUGGAUUGAAGGAAGCUGUAGCUAUCAAAAGUGUGUCAGCAUGGCCUGAUUAUCGUCCUGAAAUAAACAAGAUGCUGCAGUGGGCUGCCAAAAAAUUAGAAGAGGAAGGUGCUACUGUUACUCUAGUUGACAUUGGUAAACAAACACUACCUGAUGGAAAGAUAAUACCUCUGCCUCCUAUUUUGUUAGGAACUUUAGGAAAUGAUCCAUCUAAGAAAACAGUCUGUGUGUAUGGGCAUCUUGAUGUUCAGCCAGCUUAUAAGGAAGAUGGCUGGAAUACAGAACCUUUUGUACUGACAGAGAAAGAUGGAAAGCUUUACGGUCGCGGAUCGUCUGACGAUAAAGGCCCAGUUUUAGGCUGGCUUUAUGCAAUAAAUGCAUACAGAAAGACUGGUAAUGCUUUGCCUGUUAACUUGAAGUUUUGCUUUGAAGGAAUGGAAGAAUCUGGCUCUGAAGGACUGGAUGAUCUUGUGUAUGCGGAAAAAGAUAAAUUUUUUAAGGAUGUUGACUACAUUUGUAUUUCAGAUAAUUAUUGGCUGGGUAAAAGCAAGCCUUGCAUCACUUAUGGAUUAAGGGGUGUAUGCUAUUUCUGCAUUGAAGUUACAUGCGCUUGUAAGGAUUUGCACUCAGGUGUUUUUGGAGGGGCUGUACAUGAAGCUAUGAAUGAUUUAAUUGCUCUGAUGGGUUCGUUAACUGAUGCUAGAGGAAAUAUAUUAAUUUCUGGAAUAAUGGAUGAUGUUGCACAGGUGACUCCGGAAGAAGAGAAACUUUAUCAAAAUAUAGAUUUUGAUGUGGAAGAGUUUAGAUGUGAUGUAGGCUGUGAAAAAGUAGUUCGAGCAGACAAAAAGAAAACAUUAAUGAGAAGAUGGCGAUUCCCAUCUUUAUCAUUGCAUGGGAUUGAAGGAGCUUUUAGUGAAGCAGGAGCAAAAACAGUUAUUCCUGGUAAAGUUAUUGGAAAGUUUUCUAUUCGAACUGUACCGAACCAAGAUCCUAAAAAAAUUGAACAGCAGGUUAUAGAUCACCUGCAAAAAGUACAUGCUGCUCGAAAAACUCCCAACAAACUUAAAGUCUAUAUGCUGCAAGGAAGUAAAGCCUGGAUGAGUGACCCAGAUCAUCCACAUUAUGUAGCUGGAAGAAAUGCUAUGAAGAAAGUGUUUAACGUUGAGCCAGAUUUGAUAAGAGAAGGUGGAAGCAUUCCAGUUACUCUUACCUUUCAAGAGGCCACUGGCAAAAAUGUGAUGCUAUUGAGUCUUGGAGCAUGUGAUGAUGGGGCUCACUCACAAAAUGAAAAAAUGGAUAUUUACAAUUAUAUCAAUGGGAUUAAAGUGCUGGCUGCUUAUAUACAAGAAGUAUCUCAGAUAUAGGAGAAAAUAUUCAAAUACUUAGUUUUAAAAUACUUUAUUUUUCUUAAUUUUACAAAUCCUUUUGUCAUGAAAUUAUUUUUAAAGUAUUUUUAUACCUAAAAAUACAAAUAAAAUUAUUUAUUA
Parasteatoda tepidariorum (common house spider) is the source of this 1837-nucleotide messenger RNA. RefSeq names its product Cytosolic non-specific dipeptidase 2 (gene Cndp2). Gene Ontology annotation, biological process: proteolysis. The record is from RefSeq and is a predicted model, not a curated record. Gene Ontology annotation, molecular function: metallodipeptidase activity. Lineage: Eukaryota; Metazoa; Arthropoda; Arachnida; Araneae; Theridiidae.